GAUCUAAGCACCAUGGGAAAAGAACACUAAGAUUUUUCAUCAUGAUUGGAGGCCUGUUCAUUUAUAAUCAUAAAGGAGAGGUUUUAAUCUCUCGAGUCUACCGAGAUGACAUUGGGCGGAACGCGGUGGACGCCUUCCGGGUCAAUGUCAUCCACGCGCGGCAGCAAGUGCGCUCUCCCGUCACCAACAUCGCCCGCACCAGCUUCUUCCACGUCAAGCGGUCCAACAUCUGGCUGGCUGCUGUCACCAAGCAAAAUGUCAACGCCGCCAUGGUCUUCGAGUUCCUCUACAAGAUGUGCGAUGUGAUGACCGCCUAUUUCGGGAAGAUCAGCGAAGAGAACAUCAAGAACAACUUUGUGCUGAUCUACGAGCUUCUGGAUGAAAUCCUGGACUUUGGUUAUCCACAGAAUUCUGAGACCGGGGCCCUGAAAACAUUCAUCACUCAGCAAGGAAUCAAGAGCCAGCAUCAGACGAAAGAAGAACAGUCUCAGAUAACCAGCCAGGUGACCGGACAGAUCGGCUGGAGACGUGAAGGGAUCAAAUACCGCCGCAACGAGCUCUUCUUGGACGUGCUGGAAAGCGUGAACCUGCUGAUGUCGCCACAAGGACAAGUCUUGAGCGCCCACGUCUCCGGCAGGGUGGUGAUGAAGAGCUAUCUCAGCGGGAUGCCGGAGUGCAAGUUCGGCAUGAACGACAAGAUUGUGAUUGAGAAGCAGGGCAAAGGGACUGCGGACGAAACAGGGAAAAGCGGGAAGCAGUCCAUCGCCAUCGACGACUGCACCUUCCACCAGUGCGUGAGACUCAGCAAGUUCGACUCGGAGAGGAGUAUCAGCUUCAUACCCCCAGAUGGAGAGUUUGAGCUCAUGAGAUACCGAACCACUAAGGACAUUAUCCUUCCCUUCCGGGUGAUCCCCCUGGUGCGGGAGGUCGGCCGGACCAAGCUGGAGGUGAAGGUCGUGAUCAAAUCCAACUUUAAGCCUUCCCUCCUGGCUCAGAAGAUAGAGGUGCGAAUCCCCACACCCCUGAACACUAGUGGCGUACAAGUCAUCUGCAUGAAAGGGAAGGCGAAAUACAAGGCCAGUGAGAAUGCCAUUGUGUGGAAGAUUAAGCGCAUGGCGGGAAUGAAGGAAUCUCAGAUCAGUGCGGAAAUAGAACUGCUUCCGACCAAUGACAAGAAGAAAUGGGCCCGGCCACCCAUCUCCAUGAACUUUGAGGUCCCAUUUGCACCUUCCGGGCUGAAGGUGCGUUACCUGAAAGUGUUUGAGCCAAAGCUGAACUACAGCGACCACGACGUGAUCAAAUGGGUGAGGUACAUCGGCAGGAGCGGGAUCUACGAGACGAGAUGCUAGCCCUGCGCGACCGCCCGGCUCCCUCGUUUCUCCCCGGCCAGCCUCCCUCGGUCUCAAAGUACAAUUGAAGAGCAUCUCUCUGGCCCCUCCUCCUCUCUCCAGAGGCCGGAAGCUAGACUCCCGCGGCUCCUCUCUGGACAAAAGGACAGUGCCGCCCGCUCAGGUUUUGGUUCCGAUCCGUCACAGCCGAAGCCAGACAGCUCCAAAAGAGCCUGGCCCGGCAUUUUGCUUCUGUUCCGGGACCUGAAAAGGGCCGGUCUAGCCACCCACCACCCCCUCUGUGGCCCUCCUAGGGAACGUCCACGUGUAACGAGCCCUCUUCCGUUGGUAUCACUACUUGCAUCAUAGCCCUAGUAUUUUUGGGAAGUUCUCGUGCGUAUGUACCCGUAGAAUAGGUCUGAGAACCAUAGACUGGACAAACCUUGAGUUGAUUUCCGGCUACUGUACUUGCUUAUUGGCUGUUGUGUGGUGGUUUGUUGCUGUGGGGUGGGAGUGGGGUGUGUGCUGUCCCUUUCCCUCCACCGCCCUUCUGUUGUUGUUGUUGUUGUGUUUUUUUCCUACAGCAGCUUUAGCACAGAGUCCUACUUUGGGAAGGUUUGUGACCAAAAAGGCUGAGGGUUGGCUUUUCUCGCUAGAGGUUGGGGAGACGGGACAGCAUUUCAAACUCUUUGAAGGGCAGAGGUCCUUACAGCACCGAUAGCUGACUAAGCCAGCGCCUUCCUUCUCCACCAAUUCAGAAGUUAGACGCCCAAAUCUUAAAAAGGAAUUUAAAAAGCAAACUAGCAAGCUGACUUAGGGUCAGAGCACCAAGCGCAGGACGUGUUCCCUGCAAUCCACAGUCGGUCAGUUAAGUCGCGCGUCUUCUCCUUCCCCGUCCUCGUCCAAUCAGCUUACGCUUUUCUCCCGCUGAACGCUUUUUGGUCAAUAGAGACGCUUGCUGCGACCCACAAUCCUCUGCUUCAAUAGCGUGACUCUCCCAUUUUGUACACUUGUGAUUUGUCCAGUUCUAAACCUAAUAAAAGUAUGUAGA
Molecule: messenger RNA, 2379 nt
Organism: Gekko japonicus
Lineage: Eukaryota; Metazoa; Chordata; Lepidosauria; Squamata; Gekkonidae
Gene: AP2M1
Product: adaptor related protein complex 2 mu 1 subunit
Exons: 11
Coding region: 42-1349 (435 amino acids)
Biological process (GO): clathrin-dependent endocytosis; intracellular protein transport
Cellular component (GO): cytoplasmic vesicle; AP-2 adaptor complex
Molecular function (GO): clathrin-cargo adaptor activity
Source: RefSeq, a predicted model, not a curated record